ACGACUGCAACUUGAGGCAGAAAUGGCGAGCGGUGGAAAGGUGUCAUUCAAAGUCACUCUUACCUCCGAUCCAAAGCUUCCUUUCAAAGUGUUUAGCGUCCCGGAAGCGGCUCCCUUCACCGCCGUCUUGAAAUUCGCGGCCGAGGAGUUCAAAGUCCCUCCUCAAACCAGUGCCAUCAUCACCAACGAUGGUGUUGGAAUCAAUCCUCAACAAAGUGCAGGAAAUGUCUUCCUUAAGCAUGGAUCUGAACUUCGCCUGAUUCCACGCGACAGGGUUGGAGCUUCCUGAAUGUUCUGUGUUAUUCAGUUUGGUUCUAAGUUUCAUUGAGUUUGAUAUGAGGGAACAGCUGAUUAGCACAAAUUUUCAAAGUUGAUAGAAAAUACUGUAUAUUUUUUCUCUAAUUGUUGAUUCCCUGUUAGAACAUCAAAUAAAUAAUAACACAUAAAUUAAGUGAAUGGUGUUGAAGGCUUAACAGUCAUCUUUCUGUUUGUGUAAUAAGUAACCAUGAGGAACGACAAUGGUGCUGAAUGUUAUGGAUGUGAUACCAGCGCUACUGCAUCUUCGUUGGUACGAUUGACUCAGUGGUAAAAAUGUACAUGAUGUGUGUGUUUUCAUUUUAGGAAAAUAUAGAUAGAGAUGAGGCGUGUGGGUUAGGCACACGACUCUGCUCGCGGCUGUCUCAGUGGUCAGUAAUAAGGAUGAUGACGCUUGGGAUGGGUUAGUUGGGUACGCCGCUUGUUGGGGCAAUGCAACUUGGACCAAUCGGAUCUUUCUCUAGACAAGGUAUAGACUA
This is a messenger RNA of Rubroshorea leprosula, 794 nucleotides long. Lineage: Eukaryota; Viridiplantae; Streptophyta; Magnoliopsida; Malvales; Dipterocarpaceae. The record is from the annotation of a GenBank genome assembly.